AUGCAGCAGCCAGUGGCUGGUGACAGGAGCACAGCAGUUCCCUCGCAGCAUUCAUUGAAGCCCAGCCUCGCUGCUGACUCGCACUGUGCACACCGUCUCAUCGAGGAUCCCGAGUGGUCCCUCACCACUGUCCCCUGCCUCACCGAGCUCUGCCUCCAGCACAUCGUGCACAAUUUUGAAAAGAACCCUAUUUUGGACCGUCUUUUGCCUGAACACCAAAGGAAAGUACUAGACAGGCUCCCUACUGGCCUUCCACUCACUGUCACUGCCAAUAUAAUAAGCGACGAGGACUACUGGAAGAGGUGCUGCACCAAGCGCUGGCAAGUGUGUGACAUCUCCAGCUAUGGAGGCAGCUGGAAAAGGAUGUUCCUCGAACGUCACCUGGAGAACAUCCUGAAAUGUUUCAUCCCCAACACCACGGACCCCAACCAGGUCCUAGAGCUCAUCCCGCUCUGCAAAGACUAUGUGCGGAAACUGGAGGUUGACCAGUUCCUGCCACCAUUGGAGGUGGAUCAAAAUGAGCAGAGGGAUGACCUCUCUAAGUCAGAGAGUAAUAUGGAAUUCAGCGAGGCCUCCGUGCACCACUAUGACCUGAGAGUCCUCGUUACUGCUCUCCCUCACCUUGAAGAGCUUCAUCUCACUUACGGUGUGAAGGACUGUGGCAUGAACUUCGAGUGGAACCUCUUUAACUUCACCUAUCAGGACUGCUGCAACAUAGCUGCUGCCGUGAAGAUGUGCCAGAACUUGAAAGUUUUCAAGCUGACGCAAAGCAAAGUGGAUGAUGACAAGACCAGGCUGCUGGUCCAUAACUUGCUGGAUCACCCCUGCCUGGUGGAGCUGAACUUGUCCCACAAUCUCAUCAGGGACAAGGGGGCACAAGCUAUUGCCAAGUUGAUCAAACACAGCAAAUUAGAAACCCUCGACCUCUGUAACAACCAGAUCCAUGACGUGGGGGCUCAGGCUCUUGCUCAAGCCCUGGCAGAAAGCUCCACUCUGACCUCCCUGAAUCUGCGCCUCAACUGUGUGGAGGACAAAGGAGGUGAGGCCCUCGGCCGUGCCCUGCUGACCAACACCACCCUGCAGUCUCUCCACCUGGGAAGCAAUAAGCUGUCAGAGCCAACCGCUGCACUCUUCUCCCAGGUCCUGGCUCAGAACACUACCCUGACGAGCAUCAACUUCUCAUGCAACCACCUGGGGCUGGAUGGUGGGAAGCAGAUGCUGGAAGGGCUAGCAGGUAACAAGGUUCUGACUGAGUUCGACCUCCGCACGGCAGGGGUGGGCCAGGAGACCGAGUACCUUGUUCAUCAGAUCCUGUGGGCCAACCGGGAAGCAGCACAGCUGGAGUCCCUGCAGCAGUCCAGAGAGCAGUGA
Melopsittacus undulatus (budgerigar) is the source of this 1371-nucleotide messenger RNA. It is a transcript of the gene TCTE1, whose product is annotated as t-complex-associated-testis-expressed 1. Gene Ontology annotation, molecular function: protein binding. The transcript has 4 exons. Lineage: Eukaryota; Metazoa; Chordata; Aves; Psittaciformes; Psittaculidae. Gene Ontology annotation, biological process: microtubule-based movement. The record is from RefSeq and is a predicted model, not a curated record. The coding region runs from base 1 to 1371 and encodes 456 amino acids.